AUGAGCUCGGCUAUCUCAAAUCCUAGCGAACACCUCGAUGGAGAAGGAGUCGCAGAUCAGCUCAUCCCGGCGACACUGAAGUUCGUCGUCACAAAUCUACGCACGCUGGUACAUUUGCAACUCCAGGAGGAUAAUUACUCUCUAUGGAGAGCACAUAUAGAAAAAAUAUUCAGAGCAAACCGGUUCGAGAAAUUUCUUGAACCCUCUCUGUUUUCAUCUUCAUCUGAUUCGUCUUCUACCCCAAAUUCCCAAUCAUCCCAAUGGAUUUUAAUGGACCAAAACCUAGCCGCUGCCCUUUGCUCAACCAUAUCCACAUCUAUUCUCCCAUAUGUAGUUAAUCUUGAAUCCACAGCUGAAAUUUGGUCCACACUUGAAACACGGUUUCAAUCUUCAAACAUAUCCAAAUUUAUUCAGUUGAAAAAUUCGCUCCAUAACAUUGCCCUCAAGAAUCAAUCGGUUACACAGUACCUGACCGAGAUCAAGACUCUUGUCGAUCAAAUCUCCGCAUCCGAUUCUUCGGUUGAUAAUGAGGACGUGAUUCUUUACAUCCUCAACGGAUUACCUCAAUCCUAUCAAUCUUUUAAAACUGCUAUACGGACUAUGCUAAAUCCCAUUUCUCUGGAUCAAUUGUAUCCUCUUCUCCUAAGUGAGGAGAUCAAUAUUGCAGCUGAUACGGUUAGAUCUGCUCCACCUAAUGAUCCGCAAACCGCUCUUUUCGUGCCAAGAAAUCACGGCAGAAGAGCACGUGGACGUACAACACCUCUACAAGAUCUCAGCCCAACCCCAAUGCUAAUUUUAUUUGUCAGAUAUGCUCAAAAAGAGGUCACACGGCGACAACCUGCUGGCAUCGACUUGAUCAAAACUAUGGUCAGUCUCAUACCACGGAUGCUCACCGAGCAUUAG
Messenger RNA from Dendrobium catenatum, 903 nucleotides. RefSeq lists its product as uncharacterized. The transcript has a single exon. The record is from RefSeq and is a predicted model, not a curated record. The coding region runs from base 1 to 903 and encodes 300 amino acids. NCBI's taxonomy places the organism in Eukaryota, Viridiplantae, Streptophyta, Magnoliopsida, Asparagales, Orchidaceae.